Messenger RNA from Prunus avium (sweet cherry), 1530 nucleotides. Lineage: Eukaryota; Viridiplantae; Streptophyta; Magnoliopsida; Rosales; Rosaceae. The record is from RefSeq and is a predicted model, not a curated record.
AUGGGACAGAAUGACACUUCGUCUUCUGCACCCAGCGUGCUGUCAGAGAUUCCAUUCAGCGCUCGACGCGUGGCGUGUCUUAUCACGCGGAGCGGCGCCAUUAAUGCGUCGUUUGUUACGGCAUUCGGGCUUGCCGAUGAGGAGGGGCCUUCCUACGAACAGUUCUCCCACCUGUACAACAUCACCAAAUCGAAGAGUACCGAUCAUGGUGACUGGGUCCAGGCGAACUGUCUCAGGGCUUCCGAAAGGGGCCAUUUUCUUACGGCAGUGCCAACCUCCCAGAAGUCCUGGAGGAAUCCGCGGGUCCUCCUCUCUGGCGAUUGGGAAUCGCCCUCAGGAGUUCCCGAUCGCUUCCAUAUCCCAAAUACCUUUCAGAUAGCCGUGUCAGAGGCCAGAAAGACUGUCGAGGUUAAGAAGCUCUCCGAGACCUCCAAGCGACGCCUCCUGGUGAUUGCCAAGGGGAAGAAACAGAAACGGCAGCCAAGGGCCUCUGCCGAGAGGGUCUCGGAGGCAGACGUCGAGGAGCAGCCAAUUGCCGAACGGCAGAGGCAACGCCAGGCCGAGCCUGUGGUUAGAAGGGCGCCGGUGGAAGAACCGGCACUUGGUCCGAGGCAGGGUGCCGAGGCGCCUACCUCCAAGGCAUUCGGGAAGCGGCCCGUUCAAGUGGAUCUGGAUGCCGUAUCCACUCCUAAGCGGGCGCGGCUGGCCGAUUCCCAGAGGGCCAUCUUUGCCGUUGAGGAGGAAGGGGGGCCUACCGAGGCGGUCACACUAGCCUGUCCUUCGAAGACGGUCCAGUUUGCGAACCACAUGAUCGUGGGUUCGCAGAUGGACCUUGCUGAGAUCGACGAUCUGCCGAAGAGGGCUCUUCGGGAGGAGGCUGGGCGCGCCUUCCGUCUGCAGGCCACGGCGUCGAUGGACAUGUGGCUGUGUAUGAAAAGAGCCAUCAACGCUGCCGAACGCGCGAAACGGCUCUACGAGGACGGCCGCUCCAAGGUUGCCGACGCCACAAAGGCACUCCAGGACCACGCCAACCUGGUGCAGGAUAUGCAUGCUGCCGAACGGCAGAUUCAAGCGCAUGAGGCAAAGCUUGCCGAGAUGCGUGAGGCUCUGGACGGCGCUGAGCAGGCGGCCAGGGAUGCCGAAGGAGCGAAGACGGCGGCGCAGAUGGCACUGGAAGCGUCCGAGCGGUCGAAGGCAGCGGAGAUAGAGGCUGCCGUUAACGAAGCCAUCAGGGGAUACCGUUCCUCCUCUGAGUUCACCUCUCUGGUGGAUAAUGAAGUGGCUUCGGAGAUGGCGGACCUCAUCUACCGUUUCAAGCGGUUUAACCCGGGCCAGAAGCUGAACUUGAACUUCGCUGCCGAUCCCCCUCCCCUACCGGAAGGCAUCACAGAAGAGAUGAUCGAGGAAUAUGAGGGGGAAGAUGCCCCUGAAGGUGCCGAGGGUCCGGAUGCCGAGGAUGCCCCUGACGCGACCGUCGAUGCCGCGGUUGAGGCCACCGAAGACCAAGGAGGUCGUGCUGCCGAGGCUUGA